Molecule: messenger RNA, 1842 nt
Organism: Sphaerodactylus townsendi
Lineage: Eukaryota; Metazoa; Chordata; Lepidosauria; Squamata; Sphaerodactylidae
Gene: CLBA1
Product: clathrin binding box of aftiphilin containing 1
Exons: 8
Coding region: 283-1842 (519 amino acids)
Biological process (GO): intracellular transport
Cellular component (GO): AP-1 adaptor complex; trans-Golgi network membrane
Molecular function (GO): clathrin binding
Source: RefSeq, a predicted model, not a curated record
CUGGUCGGAACCGCCGCUGCGGGGGUUGGAAGGUGCUCGGUGCGGUGCGGGCGAGGCCGCGGCUUCUCCCCUCAGGCUUUCCCUUCACGGGCUCUUCCCUGCGGCCUCCCCUCGGCGCUGGUUCCGUGUCGGCCCAGGAGCGUCUCUGACGGCGCUGCUUCCUCUGGGGGGCCGGGAGGGAUGCUGAGGAGGAGGAGGAGGAGGAAGGCAGCCGACAGACUGAAAUCUGCAUUGGAAGAAAGUUAGACCAAGGAACAAGCAACACAUUGAUGACUUAGGUUGAUGCUGAAGGGCACGCUUGUUUCAUGCCGCAACAGUAUAUCAGAGCUUCGACGACAGAACCAAGAGCCCAGUUAUGUUUUCAGAACAUUAGCAGUUUUGUCUUUCCCCACCGUCCGUGGUUUUUUUUUUUGGCUUUUUAAAGUCUGUUUUUAUGAGCCGCCUCUCCUCCGUGAGAUAAAAAUGCAGGAUCCAAAUUUGGUGGAAAUGUCUAGCAGCGUAGAAGGCUCAAACUGUUCGUUUUUACAAUGUUUGUCGGCGGAGAUUUGCACUGUCUCGUUCCCUGGAGCCGGCGAGGAACCUGGCAGAGACCGUUCCAGUCAAAACGGACAGCUUGGUGGGCUGGAGACAGUUCAGGAAAACUUUCCCAGUGAGGAUGGCGGCGGGGGCGAUUUUGAAGCCUCUUGGGACUGCCUCCCGGAUGCUUUCGCUGCGGAAUCCAGCAACGCUUGGGGCGAUUUUGAAAGUUUCAGAGAGGUCAAGGUGGACAGCCAGAGCCACACCCCGGAGCUUUUGGAGAAUUUAAAUGGAGAGCAAACUACUACAAGAGACAUAGACAUCAAAGAUAAUCACUUUGCUACCUCAUGUGAACAGAUCUUUUCCAGAACAGCUGGGCACCCUAGAAGAGAUGCUUGCCUUAAUGUUCCAGUGAAGGCCACCCUCAACUCAGAAGACGUUCUUAAACUGAGCUUUCCCGAAGUUCCUGUGCCACAGUUCUCGGAGAACAUAAGCGGCUUGAAUGAGAUGCUCGAGACAAAAACGGAAGAUGCGGACAUUCCUGAACAUACAAAAAUGCAACCUUGCACGGGCUCUGGGAACUUGUGGAAAAUCCUUACUCGCGCCAGGAACUCUUCUGGUUUGAGAUGUCCUUGGAAUGAAUCUCGUUGCCAGGAAAACCUUUUAGCUGUCCUUGGAAUCGAUGUUCAUCAAAAGGUCCUUCCACAAGGCCAAGAAGAUGUUUUGGAGAAAAACAGCGUGGAAGAAGAAGCUGGCGAUUCUGAUGUUGACAAGUUCAGCAUCAGCCACUGUAAGGCCCCCAUUCAAACCAAGAUUACUGACAACAGUGUUCUUAUUACAGAACUGCAGGGUUCUUCACGGGAAGCCGUGACUCUUAGCCCAGAGUGCCUGGGGCUUUUCAAAACGUCUUUCAGGGACUCUUCUCGGCACCUUUCAUGUCUGCUGUGGAAACCCCCAGCAGGACCGAGGGAAAACUUAAGCUGCAGCUGCUCUUUUGGGGUCAGCGAAGCAGUGUGGAGGAAGGGACCUCACCUUCUCCUGGUGCUGUGGUCGCCAUCUGAAUCGGGCCUCGAGGUGCUUGAGAAAAACGCCUAUAAAUUAUGGGGAGCUCAAGAGAUGGAGACUGGCCCCCGUUGGUGCUGCAGCGUGUUACCUUCCCUGCUCGUGCACGGCUCCGCCCGCUGGCCAACCUCUACCGCGCUCCUGCUGUGCCUAGCCCACCUUACCUCGAUUUUCCGCCCCAUGCAGCAUAUGUGCCCCGGGAAUGUAGUCCCACUCACUCUAGAUAGCCUCCAGGGCCCCAUGCCUCUGACCAUGGCUGCUUAA